AUGUUACCUUCAAAAUCCCCCGUGGUACAUUCGCUACCUCCUCUCUCCCAAAUGGUGAUGAUAAGUUCGGGACAACCUCAAAUGGAAAUCUCGGCCAUUUCACCCCCAUCUUCAGGAUCACCUUCGCCAACUUCAGCGAGCACCCAGCUGCACAAGUUCAACGCCAACAGAUCCACCGAUCUGGCUCCGGCCAUGGACAAGUGCACGUGCAAGGCAGAAGGCAACCACAUACCACGUCCACGCAAUGCCUUCAUUUUGUUCAGGCAAAAGAACCACCAGGCCUUGUUGGAGGAGGGGUCAAUAAUAAAGACUAAUCCAGAUGUCUCACGUGAACUCGGUAAGCGCUGGAGAAAUCUCUCAGUGGAGGAGAAGUCCUUUUGGAACAAAAUGGCUGAGGAGGAGAAGAAGAAACAUGCUGAAAAAUACCCUGGUUACAAGUACACUCCUAGAAGGGCAGUCAAGAAGAACUGUCCAGCUUGUCGGGCGAGACAUGCCAUCAAGACCCACAACUUGAAUGUGCAGAACUUCCUCGCUCAACAGCAACAGCAACAGCAGCAGCAACAGCAGGAACAGCGGAUUCAUCAACAGGCUCAACACCAGCAACAGUACUGGAACUACCCAGUUGACCAGCAAGUUUAUCAGAUGAGAUCUUCCUCAUCACCUCCUACCUAUUUGAACUCUCCUCAACAGUCUGCUAAUGGUUCCUCGGUCAGUUCUAUUGCCUCUUCGGCGUCGUCGGCCUCAUCUACAGGCACGGUAUCCAACGCCUAUGCCAUAAAGAAUUACACUACCUCGUUGCCAUUUCCGACUUACUCCAUCCCUCCCGUUUCCGCGCCAAUAUCACCACCUUUCUCGUCCUCCAACGUGAACGGCAGCCAUCUGCCUCCACCUCCCCAGGUGGUUCUUGCGGGCUUGCCAAGACAACAUCAACAACAGUUCCAGCAACAUCACCAGGUCCAAGGCCUGUCGCUGCCACCUAUCUCCAAUUUGUCCCUUCCUCCGUUGCACGUGAAUCUCCAGAGGGACGUUCACGGGUCGCGUUAG
Messenger RNA from Kuraishia capsulata CBS 1993, 1044 nucleotides. RefSeq lists its product as uncharacterized. The transcript has a single exon. The coding region runs from base 1 to 1044 and encodes 347 amino acids. The record is from RefSeq and is a predicted model, not a curated record. Gene Ontology annotation, biological process: anatomical structure morphogenesis; cell differentiation; negative regulation of transcription by RNA polymerase II. NCBI's taxonomy places the organism in Eukaryota, Fungi, Ascomycota, Pichiomycetes, Pichiales, Pichiaceae. Gene Ontology annotation, molecular function: DNA-binding transcription factor activity, RNA polymerase II-specific; RNA polymerase II cis-regulatory region sequence-specific DNA binding.